Molecule: messenger RNA, 933 nt
Organism: Myxocyprinus asiaticus (Chinese sucker)
Lineage: Eukaryota; Metazoa; Chordata; Actinopteri; Cypriniformes; Catostomidae
Gene: calca
Product: calcitonin/calcitonin-related polypeptide, alpha
Exons: 4
Coding region: 92-502 (136 amino acids)
Cellular component (GO): extracellular region
Molecular function (GO): hormone activity; calcitonin receptor binding
Source: RefSeq, a predicted model, not a curated record
AAAUUUCAUCAAGUUGAAAAAUCCCCUCUAUUUUGGGACGACUCUUUUCUAUUCUCUUUCUCUUGCACGAGCUUAACACCUUAAGGGGACCAUGGUUAUGUUGAAGAUCUCCUCUUUUCUUGUUGCCUACGCUCUGAUUCUUUGCCAGAUGUACAGCUCUAACGCAGCUCCAGCCAGGCCUGCACUAGAAUCGUCACAAGAUGGAACUACACUUACCGACUAUGAAGCGAGAAGACUGCUUAAUGCGAUUGUCAAAGAAUUUGUGCAAAUGACGACAGAGGACAUGGAGCAACAAGCUACAGAAGAAAACAGUCUGGGUAGACCAGUGUCCAAGCGCUGCUCCAGUCUCAGCACUUGUGUGCUGGGGAAACUGUCCCAGGAGCUGCACAAACUGCAGACGUAUCCACGCACCAAUGUAGGAGCGGGCACACCGGGCAGGAAGCGCAGCCUGGAAGAGAGUGAUGAGUUUGCUGGAUACGGAGAUGCACUCAAUCGUAUCUAAUCUUCAACUGCUGUAACCCAUGCUUGGCCUGAUAUGCAAGUGCAUGUGGAAUGUUUGCCUGAUUGACUUGAAAGAACUUUUGUUUUCUAUUUUCUUUGGCAGAGUAACGAAUCUCACGCAGACCCUGUUCCAUUAAUUUCAUAUAGUCACCGGAUCUAUUUAGGUUAUAUAACUGAUUUAUAAAUUCAAGGGGAUAAGAAUGAACUUUUUUUUAACACAGCAAAAAUUCCUGUCUUGUGUGAUUUCAAUUUGUUCCUGAUGUUCUAAUAAAGAUAUUUCUAGAAUGAGAUUUUUAUUUGCCUAUUGAUUGUUUGUAGUUCAGAAAUACAAACAUUAUUAAAUUUGACAUAUUAAAUGUAACCAGGCUUAAGUAUACAUUUUAGGUAAGAUAUAUUACUGCUGCCACUUUGCUAAAUAUACAUAACAUUAAA